AUGGCAGGAGCUCAGGUGGGGCUCCUGGGCCCCUUCCCGGAGCCCUCAGUUGGGGCAUGCCCCGUCUCUGACUCCGACUCAGACUCCGAGGAUGCCGCUGCAGGUGGCACAGGACCCAGUGCUGGGGUGCAAAACCCCUCCCAGGUCAUCCACAGUGGCCACUUCAUGGUGUCAUCCCCGCACAGCGACUCGCUGCCCCGCCGGCGCCACCACCGAACCAAGCCCGAACCGGCUGAUCCCCGGAGCAUCGACCCAACCCUCACCCGGCUCUUCGAGUGCAUGAGCCUGGAGUACAGUGGGAAACUGGUGUCUCCAAAGUGGAAGAAUUUCAAGGGGCUGCGGCUGCUUUGCCGGGAUAAAAUCCGUCUCAACAACGCUAUCUGGAGAGCGUGGUACAUCCAGUAUGUGGAGCGGAGGAAGAACCCUGUGUGUGGCUUCAUCACCCCGCUGGAGGGGUCGGAGGCUGACGAGCACCGAAAACCAGAGGCUGUUGUGCUGGAGGGCAACUACUGGAAACGCCGCAUCGAGGUGGUGAUGAGGGAGUACCACAAAUGGAGAAUCUACUACAAGAAGCGGCUCCGAAAAUCCACCCGGGAGGGAGAGCUGUCCAGCCCAAAGCGAGAUGAGGAUGUCUGGAGGCCAACGGAGAAAUGGUGCAACCAGCUCUUCUGCAAUGUGGUGCCCAUGCUGCUUGGGGAUGAGGAAGAGGAAUCGGGGGGCAGGCAGCACUUUGACUUGGACACCUUCCUCUCAGACAUCUCUGACACCCUCUUCACCAUGACACAGACGCCCAGUGCCCACCAGGCACUCCCUGAGGAUGCAUACGUUGGGAAUGCUGACAUGAUACAGCCGGACUUGGCACCCCUGCAGCCCAGCCUGGAUGAUAUGGAGAUCUCAGGAAGUCCCCUCAUGCCCGUCACUCUGUCUCCACUUGGCCCUGCAGAUAUUUUCACCAGCCACCGGCCACCACCAUCGCAGACACAGCUGGGCUACCAGGAGCCGCCCUGCUUCAUGCCCAUGGCCGAGCCCCUGUUCGGCAGCGGGGGGUCCCUGAUGGGCGUGCGGGGGCAGCCCGCCAGCCCUGAAGCCCCGCUCCCACCCGGUACCCUCCUCCAGCCUGGCGGUGCCUCUCAGCUCGGCCUCCACGGCGCCUUCCUGGCCCCCGAGCUCCCCCCAGUCCCCCUGCCCCCCGAGCCUCCUGCUGCGACCCCCAGCGGCCUCAGCCCCCAGCUCCGACAUAAGCCCCUGCUGCAGUAUGGCCUCCCCAGCAAGUGCCUCAGCCUAGAGCCGCCGGGACCCCCCUAUGCCCCCCCUGUCCCACCCCCUAAGGUGCCUCUGCUGGGCCCAGACCCCCCGUUCUCCCCCACCUCAGCACCCCGGUCCAAGUUCCCCUACGUGGGCUCGCCGGGCCCCUCGCUCCUUGCCCACCCCGCCUCCCCCCUCUCGGCACCCCGCUUCGCCCCCCACGCCCCAGGGCUGGGCUAUGCCGCUGGCAUGGUGCCACCAGGGUACCCCGGCCCGGCCGCCCCCCAGCUCCUGCCCCACGCCCUGCUGGGCGACCCCAGGUUUGCCCCCCCUAAGGGGCUGCCCCAGGGCGAGGGCGGGCAGCAGAAGGCGAAGCCAGGCGGCACCAAGGCAAAGAGGCUGCCGGGACCCCCUGCAUCGCCCCACCUGGCCGUGCCCAACUCCUGCCUGAGCCAGCUGCUGACCACAGCCAAGCAGGAGCUGGCCCUGGAUGCCCCAUGCCCGAUGGGUGCAGGACUCACGCCUCCGUCCCCUGUUUCCACGCAGCAGAGCGCUGUCCCCGACGUCCCUGCCGCCUUCCUCUCCAGAAUGGCCCAGCUGAGCCCAGGGCUGGCUGCUGGCUCCAGCCCUUCCCAGGCAGCGCCGGUGCCAGUGCCGGUGCCGCUGGCGGGUGCCCAGCCAGGCCCACUGCUGGUCCCCAAGGCAGAGCAGCUGUCUCCCACGUCGGCUUGCGGCAGUGACUGGCCCAAGCCCGGCCAGGCUUCCCCAGGACCCGCUGUGGGGCUGGGCGCUGGCACCUCUCUGCACCACCCUGUGUCCCGUCGGGGCAGGCCUGAGUCCAGGAAGAUGGAGAGCCGCCGCAUCACACACCUCUCCGCCGAGCAGAAGAGACGCUUCAACAUCAAGCUGGGCUUCGACACGCUGCACAGCCUGGUGAGCACACUGAGCGCCCAGCCCAGCAUCAAGGUCAGCAAGGCCACCACCUUGCAGAAGACAGCCGAGUACAUCUGCAAGCUGCAGCAGGAGCGGGCGGCCCUGCAGGAUGAAGCACAGCGGCUGCGGGAGCAGAUCGAGGAGCUCAAUGGCUCCAUCAACCUGUGCCAGGAGCAGCUGCCGGCCACGGGGGUGCCCAUCACGCGCCAGCGCUUCGACCAGAUGCGCAGCAUGUUUGAUGAGUACGUCCGCUCCUCCACGCUGCAGAACUGGAAGUUCUGGAUCUUCAGUAUCAUCAUCCGGCCCCUUUUCGAGUCUUUCAAUGGCAUGGUCUCCACCGCCAGCAUGGAGAGCCUCACCCAGACGUCUCUCGCCUGGCUGGACCAACACUGCUCCCUUCCAGCACUUCGGCCGACCGUCCUGAGCUCCCUCCGGCAACUGAGCAUUUCCACAUCCAUCCUGAGCGACCCGGCCUGCAUCCCCGAGCAGGCCACGCAGGCAGUGGCGGGGAUGGGCCGUGGCGGCGGCUCCUCCUAG
This is a messenger RNA of Gavia stellata (red-throated loon), 2715 nucleotides long. RefSeq names its product MLX interacting protein like (gene MLXIPL). Gene Ontology annotation, biological process: regulation of transcription by RNA polymerase II. Gene Ontology annotation, cellular component: nucleus. The record is from RefSeq and is a predicted model, not a curated record. Gene Ontology annotation, molecular function: DNA-binding transcription factor activity, RNA polymerase II-specific; RNA polymerase II cis-regulatory region sequence-specific DNA binding; protein dimerization activity. The coding region runs from base 1 to 2715 and encodes 904 amino acids. NCBI's taxonomy places the organism in Eukaryota, Metazoa, Chordata, Aves, Gaviiformes, Gaviidae. The transcript has 17 exons.